Grammomys surdaster is the source of this 1770-nucleotide messenger RNA. Its product is annotated as glutathione S-transferase Mu 2. Gene Ontology annotation, biological process: glutathione metabolic process. The record is from RefSeq and is a predicted model, not a curated record. The transcript is spliced from 8 exons. Lineage: Eukaryota; Metazoa; Chordata; Mammalia; Rodentia; Muridae. The coding region runs from base 713 to 1405 and encodes 230 amino acids. Gene Ontology annotation, molecular function: glutathione transferase activity.
CAGUCAGUGCCCUUAACCUCUGAGCCAUCUCUCUAGCCCCUCACUUCUAGUUUCUCUGUGUGUGGAUAUCUAGCUUUAUUUUUUUCUUUUUCCCCUUUUUAUAGAGUGACUAGUAUUCCAAGGUGCACGUGGACCACAUUUUUAUUAUACAUUUGUCAGAGAAUGGUUCUUAGAUGGCAUCCAUUUCUUGGCUAUGGUAAAGUGUGUUCUCCUGUCAUUCUAAUUUCACUUCCUGUGGAUAUAUAUCCAGCAUUGCUGGAUCGCAUGGUACCUCUAGUUUUGACUUUUCAGGGAACACCAGGUUGUUUUCCCUAACAGAGUUGUGACAGUUUACACUCUUACCAGCAGUGUUCAAUGGUCUCUCCUGCCCACACUCUUGCCAGCUCCCGAUACCUUUGUUCUAUGUGAGAAUGGGAGUUCUUUCUGGGGAAGGUGUAUCUCACUCUCUGUGGUUUGCUUUACAUCUUCCCAGUGCCUAGUGAUCCUGAAUAUCUUUAAUGCAUCCACUGGUUGUACCUGUAUGUGGCCCUGACUUGCCCAGUUUAGCAGAAUCCUGCAUGCCAUCUGCUGUCUUUGAAAGGCUAUAGACCACAGGGACAUUUGAGGUAUCUUGUUUUGACCUGGCUCAGCCACCAGGAGUCACCCAGAGCCAAAACAGGGAGUUGAUAAUGAAGAAAGAACAAUGCCAGGAAGAUAAUGAACAGAGUCAAGAAUGUCUCUAGCUGCACAUCUGUUCUCCAUUGAAACAGCACACCAGAGCAAGAACAGGAAGCUGCUGACACAGCUGGCUCACUCCAUCCGCCUGCUCCUGGAGUACACAGACACAAGCUAUGAGGACAAGAAAUACUCCAUGGGGGACGCUCCCGACUAUGACAGAAACCAGUGGCUGAGUGAGAAGUUCAAGCUGGGCCUGGACUUUCCCAAUCUGCCCUACUUAAUUGAUGGCUCACACAAGGUCACCCAGAGCAAUGCCAUCCUGCGCUACCUUGGCCGCAAGCACAACCUAUGUGGAGAGACAGAGGAGGAGAACAUUCGUGUGGACAUUUUGGAGAACCAGGUUAUGGACACCCGCAUGCAGUUGGCCAUGGUCUGCUACAGCCCUGACUUUGAGAAAAAGAAGCCCGAGUACUUAGAGAGUCUCCCUGAGAAGAUGAAGCUCUAUUCUGAGUUUCUGGGGAAGCAGCCCUGGUUUGCAGGGAACAAGAUCACCUAUGCGGAUUUUCUCGUUUAUGACAUUCUUGAUCAGCACCGUAUAUUUGAACCCAAGUGCUUGGACGCCUUCCCAAACCUGAAGGAUUUCAUAGUUCGUUUUGAGGGCCUGAAGAAGAUAUCUGACUACAUGAAGAGCAGCCGCUUCCUCUCCAAGCCAAUCUUUGCAAAGAUGGCUUUUUGGAACCCAAAGUAGGCCGACAACGCCCAGAUCUGGGGGAAUACUCAUGAGUGCCCUGCUGGCUCUGGGCCUCGAGCACGGCUCUGGCUCCCAUGACGUGCAGCUUUCUCCUUUCCACUCCCUAUUCCUCCAUUUCCUCUUCCCAGUCCUUCCCUCAGUCAAGCCUCUGGUUCCUCAGGCUCCCCAUUUCUUCAUCAGUCUCCUCCUAUCCCGUGUCUCUGCCCUGCAUCCAGCCCUUCCCUUACUGAUGGCUGGCAAAAUGUACCAGACCGCAGAAUCUCCAGCGUGGCCUGAGAGAUUAGAUCUGCCCGUGUGCUGCCCUGCUCCUCAGAGUGAGCAGCUAAGCCCCAUUUGAUUCAAAAUAAAGUGUGAGCCACAUU